Synchiropus splendidus (mandarinfish) is the source of this 888-nucleotide messenger RNA. Its product is annotated as acyl-CoA-binding protein-like. The transcript is spliced from 4 exons. Gene Ontology annotation, biological process: fatty acid metabolic process. Lineage: Eukaryota; Metazoa; Chordata; Actinopteri; Syngnathiformes; Callionymidae. The record is from RefSeq and is a predicted model, not a curated record. Bases 462 to 722 code for a protein of 86 amino acids. Gene Ontology annotation, molecular function: fatty-acyl-CoA binding.
UUCUAAGGCAGUGAAACCAACUAAGUCCGAAAUUGUCUUCAAAAUAAACGCACUGUAAAGCAUGAUCUUUUUUUUUUUUUUUUAACAAAAGAAUGGCGUGGCUUUUACUUCAGUUUAAUGUGCCAAAGUCAGAAAAUAAUUUGUUUGACACGUUAACGAUAUUUUUGAACAGCAGUUUUAUUUUUCUGAAAUAUGCGUCGAAAUUGUGCGCAUGUGCCACAAAUUUUCCAUUAUCAGCAUUUAUACAGCUUUAAAAAAUAAUGAGUUCAGAUUUGUUUCCUCUAAUAAUCUAUUUGACUUUUUUAAAUUCACAUUACUUGAGACUUUUUUUUUUCCAUCUAAGCAGGGCAGUUUCCACGCCUAUGUAAUUCCUAUGUGUUGCCCAAGAGAGUUCACCUGCCUCCCCGUCCUUCCACUUGAAUCAUCACCUACUGUACACACACACAGGCGGGUUUGCAGUCAUGCAGGAAGAGUUCGAGAAAGCAGCUGAGAAGGUGAAGGUGUUGAAGACGAAGCCCAACAGCAGUGAACUGUCUGGGCUCUAUGGAUUAUACAAGCAGGCCACAGUCGGGGACAUUAACACUGAUCCACCUGGGCUAUUGGACUUCACAGGAAAGGCAAAAUGGAACGCAUGGCAUGCAAAGAAAGGUAUGUCUACAGAUGAAGCAAUGACUGCCUACAUUGCACUAGCGGAGGAGCUGAAGGAAAAAUAUGGGAUCUAGCCUUUAUUUCGCACAUUUUUUCGGAGGAAGUAGCUAUCAAAUAUUAGCUUAGCAUUGUCUUCCAAUGGGUCAGACUUGUGUAGAAAUCCAGAAUAUGCUUUCCUGACUGAUACAAAAAUAAAAGUUUUUAAAAAAUAUUUUCCGAUGGAAUCUUAGCAGAUGCCAA